Ailuropoda melanoleuca (giant panda) is the source of this 1064-nucleotide messenger RNA. Its product is annotated as killer cell lectin-like receptor 5. Gene Ontology annotation, biological process: signal transduction. Gene Ontology annotation, cellular component: plasma membrane. The transcript has 8 exons. Gene Ontology annotation, molecular function: transmembrane signaling receptor activity. The record is from RefSeq and is a predicted model, not a curated record. Lineage: Eukaryota; Metazoa; Chordata; Mammalia; Carnivora; Ursidae. The coding region runs from base 82 to 909 and encodes 275 amino acids.
CAAAUCUCUUCAUUCACCUACCAACAUCUUUGUGGGCUCUUCUUCACUGCUGGGAUAAGAAAUCAUCUAGAAGGCUUCAUAAUGUCCAAUGCUGCAGACUCUGAGCAGCCUCCAGAAAUCGCAGAGCAGACAGAGACAAUACCUAUUGCAGACUUGGAACCAUCUCCUGACCUUCCUCCCCCUCCUCCUUCUUCUCCUCCUCCAGCAGAGGAUGAACAGAGCCCAAUUUCUGAGCCCACCAGGAUGAACGGACUUGCUCCUGUGAUCCUGGGACUCUUCAGCCUGCUGCUCUUGAUGUUGUGUGGAUUCUUUGGUUAUCAGUACUUUCAAACUGUGGAGGCAUCAGCAACUAGGAUGAAGAUCCUUCAAGAACAGAUUGAGUCUUCCCGAAACGAAACUGAAAUUAGGAUCCAAAAAGUCCUUGACCAAAAUAAAGAAACCCUAGAGAGGCUCCGAAACCAGAAUGAUUAUCUCAUUGAGGAUUUACGAGAACUAAAGGAGAAACAAGGAGUCAAGCAUGGACCUUCUCUGAAUCACUGGGUUCGGUUUGAAGACCACUGCUACCAUCAAACCAUGGAAAUGGUUCCUUGGUUAAGCUGUUUUGAUCUUUGUGUCUCUUUGAAUGCUACAUUUUUAAAGACAGGAGGGAGUAGAUUGAAGAAUAUCAUGGAAUUAGUUACAGGAAAUCGUACUUGGCUUGGCCUGUCUUACAAGGAGGAGGACAAUGAUUGGAAGUGGGAGGAUGGCUCCUCUCCUUCUUCUGAGCUGGAUUUGCCAAAGCCAAGUUUGGAUUUCCAGGGGAAAUGUGUGUAUUUGAAUUCACACACUGUUGGUACUGAUAACUGCACUAGGUCCUCUUCAUGCUUGUGUGAGAAGACUGUCCACCAAAAAUCAGAAGAAGAAAGUUAAGAGAAAAGCUAUGAAGCUCACAUCUCAAUAAUAUUCCAGAUUCAAGAUCUGCCUGUCUUUAUUCUAUUGUUUUUUCAUGUUAUUUGUAACUUUUUUUUUCAUGGCAGAAAAUCAUAAAUGACUUAAUGAAAGAAGAAGGCAAGGUCUAAAGUUGU